AUGAAGGGCUAUGUUGCUCCGCUCUGCGUGGCUGCUUUCUCCGCUGUGCUUUGGUUGAACCUGUCCGCUCCAGACGCCGGCUUCAAUCCGCAAGAGGUCCUGGCCACAGGUCGCGCGAUAACGUCACGGUCGUGGGAGUUUGGGACGCUCGUCGAAGCUCUCCUGGAGUUUCAUAAUCACGAAUUGACGGUCUUUGGGUCCGAUCCCUUUCCAGGUGGACUGAUCCCACAAAUCAGCGACCCUUCGGAAGUUGAGGGCCUUGCAUAUGCGAAGUCUGUCAUAUGGAUUAAUGGUACUGAUCUUCUUGUUGACGGCGAAGGCUCGGCAGCCGACCCUGCCUCCUUAGGUACCGCCGCAUUACUUCUGUCUCAUCAUGAUCCGAGAUAUCUCGAGGCUGCAGAACGGCAGGCUGAGUAUCUCAUGACGAAGGCUAAGAAAUUCCACGUCAAUGUCACCCAUUCAGCCAUAUCUCACAGAGAAGACGUCCCUGAGCUCUGGGGCGAUUUCAUCUACAUGGUCCCUCCAUUUCUUGCUUAUCACGGUGUUGCAACUCAAGACCUGAGAUUUCUGGACAUGGCGGUGCUUCAAUGCCAACUUUACGACCACGUCUUGAGAACGGGCAUCGAAUUGGAAAACGGAGAGACCUGCCGUGGCCUUUGGCGCCAUAUCGUCUCCGACCCACCGGACUUGGAGUUGGGAGUAUGCUGUUCAGACCCGGACGUGUGGCUCACCAGCAACGCUUGGGCUGUCGCGGGCAUGACACGUGUACUAGCAACCAUCUUGAAGUGGAAGCCACCUCCAAAUAGUCCAGUCGGGCAGACCGAGUAUGACAAGUUCAAAGCCAACAGCAGAGUGGUACUGGCCGACUUGAUCGCCUCCAUGUUGCAGUGUACAAUGGCACAGGCAGAAGACGAAGGAUCUGGACUGCUGAAGAACUACCUUGAUGGGUCAUCACAUCGAUCUGCUGCCUGGGCAUAUGGUGAUGCUGCAGGGACUGCGCUUAUGGCUUCUGCCAUGUAUCGGUUGGCUGUUCUUCUCCCAGAAACCUAUGGUGGUUCAAACGCAAUGGAAUGGGCAGAAAGAAAUCGCCGAGCUGUUGCGAGACAUGUCCACUCCGGUGGCAGAGUUAGCCCCGUGGCAGAUGUUGGGCAUGUCCCAAGCAAGAGCCCGGUUAGUCAGACCAGUGAGGGACAAAGCAUGGUGCUCUUAAUGUACAGUGCGUGGCGAGCCUGCAAGGAAGGCACGUCCUGGAAAGCAGGGUUGCAGCGACUGACAGGAUGGUUGUAG
Molecule: messenger RNA, 1287 nt
Organism: Cladophialophora yegresii CBS 114405
Lineage: Eukaryota; Fungi; Ascomycota; Eurotiomycetes; Chaetothyriales; Herpotrichiellaceae
Exons: 2
Coding region: 1-1287 (428 amino acids)
Biological process (GO): carbohydrate metabolic process
Source: RefSeq, a predicted model, not a curated record